Molecule: messenger RNA, 744 nt
Organism: Plasmodium berghei ANKA
Lineage: Eukaryota; Apicomplexa; Aconoidasida; Haemosporida; Plasmodiidae
Product: SAP domain-containing protein, putative
Exons: 8
Coding region: 1-744 (247 amino acids)
Biological process (GO): poly(A)+ mRNA export from nucleus
Cellular component (GO): nucleus
Source: RefSeq, a predicted model, not a curated record
AUGAAUUAUCAAAAUUUGAAAUGUUCAGAAUUAAAGGAUUUGUUAGCUAAAAAAGGGCUACCGUCUCAUGGAAAAAAGAAUGAAUUGUUAGAAAGACUAUUAAAACAUGAAAAAGAGGGAGGGAAUGGUUCUAAUUCGAACGUGAUAGAUGAUAAUGUCGAUUCUAAGGACAGUGGAAAAAAUAAAAAAAGUAUUUCAGUAAACACAAAAGAUGAGUAUAACAAGGGUGGAUUAAAUAAAAUGACAAAUUAUUUUAAAAAUAUAUUAGGUUCUAAUAAUACAUCUAAUGAUGGCUCAAAAUAUUAUGAAAAUAACAAUUCAAAAAAUAAUAUGAAUGGAAAUGAAAAUAAAAGUAAUACUGAUGAAGAGAAAAAAGUAAUACCCCAAAUAACUUUUUCAGAAUCAAAAUUAUCAACUCAAAAUACAUUACAAAAAAAUAUAAUUUCUCGAACAGAGGAUAAUCUUCAUUUAACUGAAGAAAAGAAACGAGAGAUAAGAAGAAAACGAUUUGGAACUGAUUCUGUUUCCACACCAGCAGCUCUUGAGUCCAGAGCGAAAAGAUUUUGCAUUGUUACUAAACAAAUGGAAGAAGAAAAUAAGAAAAAAAGAGCAGAAAGAUUUGGAUUGAAUGUGGCCAAUUUGAACGAUAUUGAAAUGAAAAAAAAAAGAGCCGAGAGAUUUGGUGUCAUAAAUGAUCAUGAAAAGUUAAAGGCACGUGCCCUUAGAUUUGGCAUAACACAAUAA